GUUGCCGAGGUAGUAGAAGAAGGAAUCAAGAUGCAUAGAGAGCUAAAAACAGAACUUUUGGCACUUUAGCAGCUUUUUCGACCCUCGUUACAGACACACGAGAGUUUACUGACAGCUCUCGGAAUAAAUUUACUGUGAUGGUGAAGCUAAGAGCGAGAUGUCUCCUUGUCGGAGAUGCUGCAGUGGGGAAAAGUGCACUGUCCCAUAUGUUCAACAGUGAUGGAACACUCUUCCAGAAGAACUACAGCAUGACAACUGGAGUGGAGCUGCUGAUGAAGUGUGUCAACAUCCCAGAGACCAAUGACAGUGUGGAGCUCUACAUCAUAGACUCGGCAGGGAAGGAGACAUUUGUGGAAACCUGUGAGAAAAUGUGGGGUGAGCUGUCGUUGCUGUGCCUGGUCUUUGACUUGACCAAUGAGCAGUCUUUUGCCAACUGCGGCCAAUGGAUGGAGAGAGUCCGCGCUCACUGCCAGGGUCGCCAAGUUUCAGGUGUACUAGUGGGCAACAAGUCAGACUUGUCAGCUCGACGGGAGGUCCAGGCAUCUGUUGCCCAGGAGUGGGCCCAAAGCCAGGGGUUGGAGUACCAUGAGACAUCAGCUAAGGAGAAGGAAAACUGUGAUGCCCCGCUCCUCAGUUUAGCCCGAUCCUUCCACUCUCUCUACAAAGAACGUCUUGAGACCAUCCAGAACCUCAGCCCAGGCUAGAGCCCACACAAGUCACACAUACACAGUCAUAUAAUAACAAACGUGUUUUCCAUUCCAAAAAUUUACAAGUUUACAUGUGAGGAUGUCAGGUGAUUGACAGAAACUGUGUUGCUUUGUAUCAUCCUACCUGCAGGCCCAGC
Cheilinus undulatus (humphead wrasse) is the source of this 844-nucleotide messenger RNA. RefSeq names its product intraflagellar transport 27 homolog (Chlamydomonas) (gene ift27). The record is from RefSeq and is a predicted model, not a curated record. Bases 138 to 704 code for a protein of 188 amino acids. Gene Ontology annotation, cellular component: Golgi apparatus. NCBI's taxonomy places the organism in Eukaryota, Metazoa, Chordata, Actinopteri, Labriformes, Labridae. Gene Ontology annotation, molecular function: GTP binding; GTPase activity. The transcript has 7 exons.